Pocillopora verrucosa is the source of this 1633-nucleotide messenger RNA. RefSeq names its product uromodulin-like. Gene Ontology annotation, molecular function: calcium ion binding. Lineage: Eukaryota; Metazoa; Cnidaria; Anthozoa; Scleractinia; Pocilloporidae. The record is from RefSeq and is a predicted model, not a curated record.
CGAACGCGUAAUGGGACUGUUUUAGUAUCCGUGUCCUAUCGACUCGUGCCAUACCUAACUCGUGCCUUUUCACAUCAAGCCUCAAAUUUGUAGCAUCCAUGACAUACCCCUAGUCAUGUGUGUGUGCGAUAUGUCAUACUGCUUGGAAAACAGCCAAACAAUAAGUGCCUCUGCAGGUACCGUAUACUACGUAUUCCCUGUUUUUCUGUGGACGGCCACAUAUUUGUAUAUCACUGCGCUCUCAAACUUCAUGAUUUCAUCUCAGGUGAGAUUAUAUAACCACAAUGGGAGUCCAAGAGUUCUUUCAUUUACCAGUUCUCCUCUUCAUGUUGGUAUCGUUUCACUCAGUUGUUACUCAGUACCACCUUGAUACACGUGAAGUCUCCAUCUUUGGUAAGAUGAUUCAAAAACACAUUUUUAAAACAAUCAUUGGAGCAGCAUUCGGUGAUGUGUGUUUGCGGGAAUGUUAUCGUGACGUCAGAUGCCAAAGCUUAAACUAUGUGUUCACCCAAGACAAGUGUGAGCUGAGUAACCGCACAAAGGAGGCCAGACCUGAAGAUUUUGUACCCAGCUCUGAGAGAUAUUACUUCAGACGAGAUACGAAGAGAGCUAUUCUCGGUGCCAUUCCAGAACUGCCUGCAGACUCGUGUAAGGAAAUCAAGGCGAGUGAAGGUGGAAAAGCGGUCAGCGGCAAAUACUGGUUGAAUUUCAUCAUACUUGACACUCCUGUGUUGGCUCACUGUGACAUGAAAACAGAAGAUGCUGACGAAUGCACUACCUCCAUUCGUAUUUGUAAUGAGAACGCCGACUGCAAAAACACUCUGGGAUCGUAUAGUUGUUCUUGCAAAAUUGGUUUUUCUGGAGAUGGACAUACUUGCAAAGAUGUUGAUGAGUGUGCCAGCAGCGAGCACGACUGCCAUGAUUUGGCUUUAUGUACCAAUACUGUGGGGUCCUUCACCUGCUCAUGUCACCAUCCGUACGUAGGGGAUGGAAGAUCUUGCAACUUUGCGAGCCCGUCAGAAUGUCAAAACUAUCAAAGUCUGACAGGAGCAGAUAGAAGGACAAAUUACACCAAUCAAAACACGGUUUGUGACGGCGGACUCAAGGGUUGGUACCGUCUGGAAGGAGCAGCAGGUACAAGAAUGCCUACUUCAUGUCCACCUGAAAACCAAUGUAACACUCACGCUUCCGGAUGGCUAAAUAGUACACAUCCUACAGUAGAUGAUGGUCAGGUAAACGGGACAGUUUGCUUCCACUGGGCGUCAGACUGUUGCCACUGGUCAAGUUCCGUCAAAGUGAUAAAUUGCGGCGGUUACUAUGUUUACUACAUAACUGGCACACCCACAUGUUCCCUCCGCUACUGCAGCACAGACUAAAUCGAUGCUGGUUCAGAAAAUUAUAACUAGUUUUCAAGAGUCCUCCCGUUAAAAAUGCUUACACUCUACUGUAUUUUUGCUUUAGUGCUUAUCUCAGAAAGUAAGCGAGCUAAGAUUGGUAAUAAUUGCCCUCGAUCAUCUGGAAAAAAAUUAUUUCUCACCUUUUCUGUGUUCUAGAAGUUGGAAACGUUAACGAUAAAGAAGUUUCAGGCCUUUGUGAGAUAUUCCAAUGUGAAUGACACAUUUAGUUUUCUGCC